AUUUGUGAGGAACGAGCUGAAGAUGUUCAAGAGGAUUCUUAGUCCAGAACUCCCAGAAGGCUUUGAGAGUCAGAAGCAGGAUAAGGAAGUGGUGGACCCUGAAGAUGAGAAGCAGGAGAGCAGUGCCAGAGAGGGGCUCUGAAGAUCACACUGCACAUCCUGAGGAAAAUGAACCAGAUGGAGCUUGCUGACACACUGGAGAAAUAUUCAGAUGAUCCUUCUGUGAUUUGCCAACGUGAACUCAAAUCUAAUCUAAAGAAGAAGUUUCAAUGUGUAUUUGAGGGGAUCGCUAAACAAGGAAACCCAACACUUCUCAAUAAGAUCUACACAGAGCUCUACAUCACAGAGGGUGGAACAGGAGAGGUCAAUAAUGAACAUGAGCUGAGACAGAUUGAGACAACAACCAGGAAACAAGCAAGACCAGAGACUGCAAUCAAAUGUAACGACAUCUUCAAACCCUUAACUGGACAAGACAAACCUAUCAGAACUGUGCUGACAAAGGGAGUUGCUGGCAUUGGAAAAACAGUCUCUGUGCAGAAGUUCAUUCUGGACUGGGCUGAAGGAAAAGCAAAUCAGGAUGUCCAAUUUGUAUUUUCAUUCCCUUUCCGGGAGCUGAAUUUGAUGAAAGGGGACAAACAAACUUUGAUUGAACUUCUCAAUCACUUCUCAAUGGAAACCAAACAAUCAAGAAUCUCCAACUACGACAAGUACAAAGUUCUGUUCAUCUUUGAUGGUCUGGAUGAGUGCCGACUGCCCCUAGACUUCCAGAAGAACAAGAUCUGUUGUGACGUCACAGAGUCAACCUCAGUGGAUGUUCUGCUAACAAAUCUCAUCAAGGGAAAUCUGCUUCCCUCUGCUCUCCUCUGGAUAACUACCCGACCUGCAGCAGCCAAUAAGAUCCCUUCAGUGUGUGUUGACCAGGUGACAGAGGUACGAGGGUUCAAUGACCCACAGAAGGAGGAGUACUUCAGGAAGAGAUUCAGUGAUGAGGACCUGGCCAGCAGAAUCAUCUCACACAUAAAGACAUCAAGGAGCCUCCACAUCAUGUGCCACAUUCCAGUCUUCUGUUGGAUUUCAGCAAUAGUCCUUGAACACAUGCUGAAACAUAAGAGAGAAGAGAUGCCCAAGACUCUGACUGAGAUGUACACACACCUUGUGGUGUUUCAUACCAAACAGAAGAAUGAAAAGUAUCUUGGGAAAGAAGAGACAGGUCCACACUGGAAUAAAGAGAGCAUUCUGUCACUGGGAAAACUGGCUUUUCAACAGCUUGUGAAUGGCAACCUAAUUUUCUAUGAAGAAGACCUGAAAGAGUCUGGUAUUGAUGUCAGUGAAGCCUCAGUGUACUCAGGAUUGUGCACACAGCUCUUUAAAGAGGAACGUGGGCUGUACCAGGAAAAGGUGUACUGCUUUGUUCAUCUGAGCAUUCAGGAGUUUCUGGCUGCUGUAUAUGUGUUCCUCUCAUUCAUCAACAACAAUGAGAAUCUAAUGGAUGAACUGCAAACAAAAGACGAGUCUGAAGUUACUUUCUACAAGAGUGCUGUGGAUAAAGCCUUACAAAGUGAGACAGGAAACCUGGACCUUUUCCUCCGCUUCCUUCUGGGCCUCUCACUGGAGUCAAUCAGAAGCACUUACGAGGUCUACUGA
Molecule: messenger RNA, 1644 nt
Organism: Oncorhynchus nerka (sockeye salmon)
Lineage: Eukaryota; Metazoa; Chordata; Actinopteri; Salmoniformes; Salmonidae
Product: NLR family CARD domain-containing protein 3-like
Exons: 2
Coding region: 169-1644 (491 amino acids)
Biological process (GO): intracellular signal transduction
Source: RefSeq, a predicted model, not a curated record